CGUUCCCGAUGGAAAUUCCUGCCACCAGCCGUAAACCAUGGAAGAAAAAUUUGUACGAAAACGCCGAAUACGAGGACAACUAUACCGAUCCGUCCUUCCUGAAGGAUAUGCGAACGAACGUGAACCUGCAAAUGUACACCGCAAAGGAAGCCUUCAUCGGUGCUACCCGCCUCAGCCAGCAAAUCUCGGUCGUGACUGCAUUUCUGAUCGUAUUUCAUCAUCUCUACCUGGAACGGAUCGGAGCGAAGGUGCUAUUUGGCCAGUCGGCAAUUGGCACCAUCCUGGGCUACUUCAUCUACGCUGGCCGUGACAUACAGCUGGCAAAGUUUGUGGAAGAUUCGAAGACUGCGUUCGCGGUGCUCGUGUUUGGCUUCAUCUUUUCGCCCCUGCUUCACACGCUCACCAACAGCAUCAGCACGGACACAAUCUUUUCCAUGACUUUCUUCGUGCUGGUGUUACAUUUAAUUUUCUUCGAUUACGGCGUAUCGGCGGCAUUUGUGUCUAGGGCAAUAUCGCUAAACGCAGCCAUCUUCGGGUCGAUAUGUUUGGCGUCACGCUUAUCCUCCUCCCUGCACGCGUUCGUACUGCUGGAGGUGGCGGCCGUAUUCUUUGCCCUGGGACCCUUCCUUGUGCGUAAGCUGUACAGCGUGCAAUUGCUAGUGCUUUCCAUCGUGGUGUGUUGCUACUUUCUACAAUCAAUCUCGCACAUCAUUCUGUACACGUACAUUUGCACGCUAGCGUUUGUGAAUCUGUUCUGCCCGUGGCUGUUCGUGCGGUUGCAAAAGUAUAAGAACAACAUAAAUGGUCCAUGGGACGAAGCAGUUGUUGUAGAGGAAUCGGCAUCCUAG
Messenger RNA from Anopheles maculipalpis, 848 nucleotides. It is a transcript of the gene PIG-C, whose product is annotated as phosphatidylinositol N-acetylglucosaminyltransferase subunit C. The coding region runs from base 9 to 848 and encodes 279 amino acids. The transcript has a single exon. Gene Ontology annotation, cellular component: membrane; glycosylphosphatidylinositol-N-acetylglucosaminyltransferase (GPI-GnT) complex. Gene Ontology annotation, biological process: GPI anchor biosynthetic process. Lineage: Eukaryota; Metazoa; Arthropoda; Insecta; Diptera; Culicidae. The record is from RefSeq and is a predicted model, not a curated record.